AGUGACCACAUCUGGCGGAAGAAAGAAAAAAUGUAGUUAUUGAAUCCAAUCCAGUGUUUGCAUCUCUCACAUUAUCAACAAAAGUAGUCAAGAAGGUUCCGGUCAGCCCUAAGAACACAUGGAUAUAGAAGGAGCCACAUGAAGAUGGAGAAAUCAAGGCACAGAGAAAUCAAGUGACUUUGCCACAGUCACAAGCUGGGGAGGACCAGGAAUAGAACCUGAGAGAGCCCAGCUCUGGGCCUGUGUCCUGCCCACGGAGUCACACUGCCUCCAUCCUCAGGAGAGAAAGCUCCCUGCAAGAUGGACGUGGACACCGAGGAGAAGCGCCAUCGCACACGGUCCAAAGGGGUUCGAGUGCCCGUGGAGCCGGCCGUGCAGGAGCUGUUCAGCUGCCCCACUCCUGGCUGUGAUGGCAGUGGUCACGUUAGUGGCAAAUAUGCAAGACACAGAAGUGUAUAUGGUUGUCCCUUGGCUAAAAAAAGAAAAACACAAGAUAAGCAGCCCCAAGAACCAGCUCCCAAGCGAAAACCAUUUGCAGUGAAAGCAGACAGCUCCUCGGUGGACGAAUGCUACGAGAGUGAUGGGACGGAAGACAUGGAUGAGAAGGAGGAGGAUGAGGAGGAGGAGGAGGAGUUCUCUGAGGACAAUGAGGAGCAAGGGGAUGAGGAUGAAGAGGAUGAUGAGGUGGACCGGGAGGAGGAGGAAGAGAUCGAGGAGGAGGAAGAAGAGGAGGAGGAGGAUGGAGAGGAUGUGGAGGAGGAAGAGGAGGAGGAGGAAGAAGAUGAGGAAGAGGAGGAGGAGGAGGAGGAAAACGAAGACCAUCAAAUGAAUUGUCACAGUACUCGGAUCAUGCAAGACACGGAAAAGGACGACAACAAUAACGAUGAGUACGAUAACUAUGAUGAACUCGUGGCCAAGUCCUUGUUGAAUCUUGGCAAAAUUGCUGAGGAUGCAGCAUACCGAGCCAGGACUGAGUCGGAAAUGAACAGCAACACGUCCCAUAGCCUGGAAGACGACAGCGACAAAAAUGAAAACCUGGGCCGGAAGAGCGAGUUGAGUCUAGACCUAGACAGUGACGUUGUCCGAGAAACAGUGGACUCCCUCAAACUGCUGGCCCAAGGGCACGGUGUGGUGCUCUCGGAAAACAUCAACGACAGGAGCUACGGGGACAGCAUGUCGCAGCAGGACAGCAGGAAUAUGAACUACGUUAUGCUGGGCAAGCCCCUGAACAACGGGCUGGUGGACAAGAUGGUGGAGGAGAGCGACGAGGAGGUGUGCCUGAGUAGCCUGGAGUGUCUGAGGAACCAGUGUUUCGACCUGGCCAGGAAGCUGAGUGAGACCAACCCCCAGGAGCGCAGCCAGCCGGCCACCAUGGGCGUCCGCCAGCACGGCCGGCCCGAGGAUGACUUCCCGGGCAGGACGCCCGACAGGAACUACUCGGAUAUGAUGAACCUCAUGCGGCUCGAGGAGCAGUUGAGCCCCAGGUCUAGAACGUUCUCCAGCUGUGCAAAGGAGGACGGGUGUCACGAGAGAGACGAUGACACCACCUCUGUGAACUCGGACAGGUCCGAGGAGGUAUUUGACAUGACCAAGGGCAAUCUGACCCUGCUGGAGAAAGCGAUCGCCUUGGAAACUGAAAGAGCAAAGGCCAUGCGGGAGAAAAUGGCCAUGGACGCUGGGAGGAGGGACAAUGUGAGGUCAUACGAGGAUCAGUCUCCGAGACAGCUUCCCGGGGAGGACAGGAAGCCCAAGUCGAGUGACAGCCAUGUCAAAAAGCCAUACUAUGAUCCCUCAAGAACAGAAAAGAAAGAGAGCAAGUGUCCAACCCCCGGGUGUGAUGGAACCGGCCAUGUGACCGGGCUGUACCCGCAUCACCGCAGUCUGUCUGGAUGCCCGCACAAAGAUAGGGUCCCUCCAGAAAUUCUUGCCAUGCAUGAAAAUGUUCUCAAGUGUCCCACUCCGGGCUGCACAGGGCGAGGGCAUGUGAAUAGCAACAGGAACUCUCACAGAAGCCUCUCUGGAUGUCCUAUUGCUGCAGCAGAGAAAUUGGCAAAAGCCCAGGAAAAACACCAGAGCUGUGACGUGUCUAAGUCCAACCAGGCCUCGGACCGAGUCCUCAGGCCAAUGUGCUUUGUGAAGCAGCUGGAGAUUCCCCAGUAUGGCUACAGAAACAACGUCCCCACCACCACGCCGCGCUCCAACCUGGCCAAAGAGCUUGAGAAAUACUCCAAGACUUCAUUUGAGUACAGCAGCUUCGACAACCACACUUAUGGCAAGAGAGCCAUAGCUCCCAAGGUGCAAACCAGGGACAUGUCCCCCAAAGGAUAUGAUGACGCCAAGCGGUACUGCAAGAACGCCAGCCCCAGCCCCAGCCCAAGCAGCAGCAGCUACGCACCCAGCAGCAGCAGCAACCUGAGCUGCGGUGGUGGCAGCAGCAGCAGCAGCACCUGCAGCAAAAGCAGCUUCGACUACACGCACGACAUGGAAGCAGCACACAUGGCAGCCACGGCCAUCCUCAACCUGUCCACGCGCUGCCGUGAGAUGCCACAAAACCUGUCUACCAAGCCACAGGACCUGUGCUCCACGCGGAACCCCGACAUGGAAGUCGAUGAGAACGGCACCCUGGACCUCAGCAUGAACAAGCAGAGGCCACGGGACAGCUGCUGCCCAGUCUUGACACCCCUGGAGCCCAUGUCCCCCCAGCAACAGGCAGUGAUGAGCACCAGGUGCUUCCAGCUGAGCGAGGGGGACUGCUGGGACCUGCCCGUGGACUAUACCAAGAUGAAGCCCCGGCGGGUGGAUGAGGAUGACCCCAAGGAGAUCACGCCGGAAGACUUGGACCCCUUCCAGGAGGCUCUGGAAGAAAGAAGGUACCCUGGGGAGGUGACCAUCCCAAGCCCCAAACCCAAGUACCCCCAGUGCAAGGACAGCAAAAAGGACUUAAUAACUCUGUCUGGCUGCCCACUGGCUGAUAAAAGCAUUCGAAGUAUGUUGGCCACCAGCUCACAAGAACUCAAGUGCCCCACCCCUGGCUGUGACGGCUCAGGACACAUCACCGGCAACUAUGCUUCUCAUCGGAGCCUUUCAGGGUGCCCGAGAGCAAAGAAGAGCGGGAUCCGGAUAGCACAGAGCAAAGAAGACAAAGAGGACCAGGAGCCCAUCAGGUGUCCUGUCCCCGGCUGUGACGGUCAAGGCCAUAUCACCGGGAAGUACGCGUCCCACCGCAGCGCCUCAGGGUGCCCGCUAGCCGCCAAGCGGCAGAAAGAUGGGUACCUCAACGGCUCGCAGUUCUCCUGGAAGUCGGUGAAGACGGAAGGCAUGUCCUGCCCCACACCGGGCUGUGACGGCUCAGGCCACGUCAGCGGCAGCUUCCUCACACACCGCAGCCUGUCCGGGUGCCCAAGAGCCACAUCAGCCAUGAAGAAGGCAAAGCUGUCUGGGGAGCAGAUGCUGACCAUCAAGCAGCGAGCCAGCAAUGGUAUAGAAAACGAUGAAGAAAUCAAACAGUUAGAUGAAGAAAUCAAAGAGCUCAAUGAAUCCAAUUCCCAGAUGGAGGCCGACAUGAUUAAACUCAGAACUCAGGUAACAAUUACUACGAUGGAGAGCAACCUGAAGACGAUCGAGGAGGAGAACAAGGUCAUCGAGCAGCAGAACGAGUCCCUCCUGCACGAGCUGGCCAACCUGAGCCAGUCCCUGAUCCACAGCCUGGCCAACAUCCAGCUGCCCCACAUGGUAAGUGACUGAGCACGCAGCACCGGGGCCUCGAGCCACCGCAGUCCACAUCAUGACACACGUGUCUUUGUGUCAUUGUCCCAUGGUUCUUCCGGUCUUUGGAUGUUUUCGGGUACCACCCCAAAACCAUAACAUUAACUGCUAGACACAUCGGAGGGGCUACUCCCAUAAAGUAAAGUGUGCUCUGACUAGGCAACACGGCAGGAUGCUAUGAUACUGUUUGAUGCUUUUGUGAAUAUACUAUGAAGAAAAUAAAAGUUGUAUAUGAACUACUAUUUAAUAUCUCGUAGGAUCCAAUCAAUGAACAAAAUUUUGAUGCUUACGUGACUACUUUGACGGAAAUGUAUACAAAUCAAGACCGUUAUCAGAGUCCAGAAAAUAAAGCCCUACUGGAAAAUAUAAAGCAGGCUGUGAGAGGAAUUCAGGUCUGAACAGCUGCUCUAGAGAUGAAAAUCAUGCUUAAAAAAGGAUGCCUCUUGCUUUUUGCUGCUGUAAUUUACCAGAAAGUGUUCUAUAUUUAUUUCUGUUGAAACAGUGUUAUGCUUACAAGACUUCAUAAUGAUUUUAUGUCUUGCUUUAAAAAUAGUACCUGCAGAAUAGUUUUUUGAAUACAUUCACAUUUUGUACGUUUUCAUAUGAGCCGACAUAGUGUGAUAUGCCAUGUAAUGUUUAUAGCUGCUAUUGUAUGCACAUCUGGGGUAUAUAUAUUUCUGAAGAGGUAAGCUGAUCAAAAUAAAUAGAGUGUAAAUUCUUUUUAAUGCUUUAGUGAUUAAAUGUUUUAGUAUUUUGAACUGAGAUGGACAUAAAAGAAAAAGAUUUAAAAAGAAAAAAAAAACAGCUUUGAAUGGUCAUGGGGUGGCCUCCUGGCUACCUGUAGACGUUAUCAUUUGCCUCGUGUUAGAGGACUUUAUGAAACUUAAGAAAUACAUUUUGUGUGCAUAUUGUUUCAUAGCGGGAAUUGGUUGCAAAAAAAUGCUUUAUUUUUGAACAAUGCUUGGAAAUAUUAUGUGAUUUCUUUUUGUUUGUUUGUUUGUUUUAGGAGGAUGGUGUAUGGUGGGGGCAAUAAUGAGGUUUUUUGCAUUCCAAGGAAAUGGCUUAUGGAUUAACUGUAAGACAUGAAAUAAGUAAUUUAUUGUAAGACAACAUCAAGCCAUGGAAACUUGGCAGAAGAUUCAAAGCAGCUUAAACAGCACUUUUAAAUUAACUCCUAAACAUUACAUGGUGUGACUAUGGAGACUACCGUUAAGACAGAGCUGGUCAGAGGUGGACAACACGAAGAUUUCCUUUUGCAUUUUCAGUAAACCUUGGAACAACCUUCUCUUAUCUCUGCUAGAGUCCCAUGCCCCUCUGAACUGUUACCGAAACGUAGUUCACCUAAAAGAAGUUGUGUUUCCAAUUUGAGCGAAAAGAUCAUUUAAGAGCAUUUAUUUCCCCUUUACACUUUAAAAAAAAUCAUUAUUAUUGUCAUUAUUUCACAUUCGAGGAGAAAAAGGCUAGUGGCUUGUGAGUAUUCUGGUUACUGGACUGGAUUUUCUGCUGGACAGGUAGGAGAGCGGCUCAGUAAACGCAUCCCCUCUCCUCUCCCGCCCCAGCUGACUUUGAAUAAGCUUUGGACCAAUUCAGAGCUCUCUGAAAACGACGGGCGUUUCUGUUCUACCCUCCGCUGGGUCCAGUUGACCACACAGCGUUUGCAUAGCCUUGUUUGGUUUUGUGACCCAUUCUAAUAAUGAAUGCAAUCAGAUUUUAAAAGUAACUAAAUAUACUUCGGCACUUUUUUUGCUUUAAACUAGAUCAUCUUAGACUUGUUUAUACCUUGAGGAUUUGAUUGUUUUAUUCCAAAUGACUGCACUAUCUGUAUGCAUAAGACCACUUUUGAUUGCUGCGUUUGCCCUCUGAGUAGUCCUUCGACAAAUGUGUUGUGUUUCCUAAUGUUGACUUGAUUUCUUUGAGUAGCAUCUCUCCCUUCCAUGUCUUGAUGUUAUGCAGAAAGUACAAAAGUACUUUAAAAUUUUGUUAUGAAAUAAAAAAGAUGGGUUUUGUAAAAAUAAAAAAAAAAAUAUUUUUAGCAGAACAGGACUUACAGGGUCAUUGUUCACACAAUGUGCCAGUCGACUAUUUGCACUUACCUUGCCCUACAUAUCCGUACGGAGGUGUGCAAUUCCUGUGUCAGUGGCCUGGUGGCCCUGACCCUGGGUGGAUUAUAGAGGAAGCCCUCACGGCUGACCCAGCAUGGUUGCUAAGGGAGACUACAGGGAUCUCACUACAAAUAUUCUGAUACAAUACUCAACCUCGGUAUAUAUAUAUAUGUAUAAAUAUAUGUAUAUCCCAGCGGCACUUUAUACUGCUCACUGUACAAAAGCUUACAGUUUUCCACGAGGACUUUAAUAACUAGCUGGGAAAAAAAAAAAAAAAGAUUAUGUAAUUACUUUGGGGCUCUACAGUACUUUCUCUGUACAGGCGCCCCCUUUCUGUUGCGCAAGUAGUUGUAGCUGCCACGCUCAGAAUUGCCUUUUUGAAAGCUGAAGCAAGGUGCUUACCGUCACCUGUUGCCAUACACACGGUCCCGGGCGCUCGCCCCGCCUUGGGAGAGCCCCUGUUCAUAGCGGCAUAUGCGUUUCCCCACCGCGUCUUGUCUGAAGCUUCCUGGCCAAUGUAGUAAUGCUUUUAGUAGAGUAAUAGGUAGUAUCAGUUUGGAUUCUUAUUGUUAUCACCUAUGUACAAUGGAAAGGGAUUCUAAGCACAAAUUUGCUGCUCAUGUAACGUUGGUACAUAAUAUCAAAUCAAAAGUUAUCUGUGACUAUUAUAUAGGGAUCACAAAAGUGUCACAUGUUAGAAUGCUGACCUUUCAUAUGGAAUUAUUGUGACUCAUCAGAGCUUAUUUAUUAUAACUUAUUGUUCAUAUUCAUUUCUAAGUUAAUUUAAGUAAUCAUUUAUUAAGACAGAAUUUUGUAUAAACUAUUUAUUGUGCUCUCUGUGGAACUGAAGUUUGAUUUAUUUUUGUACUACACGGCAUGGGUUUGUUGACACUUUAAUUUUGCUAUAAAUGUGUGGAAUCACAAGUUGCUGUGAUACUUCAUUUUUAAAUUGUGAACUUUGUACAAACUUUGUCAUGCUGGAUGUGAACACAUCUUACUCUAAAUAAAAAGGUGUUGCCACGUUUGUAGCACGAGGGAUCUCUA
Messenger RNA from Octodon degus (degu), 6911 nucleotides. RefSeq names its product myelin transcription factor 1 like (gene Myt1l). Gene Ontology annotation, cellular component: nucleus. The transcript is spliced from 21 exons. Gene Ontology annotation, biological process: regulation of transcription by RNA polymerase II. Lineage: Eukaryota; Metazoa; Chordata; Mammalia; Rodentia; Octodontidae. The record is from RefSeq and is a predicted model, not a curated record. Gene Ontology annotation, molecular function: RNA polymerase II cis-regulatory region sequence-specific DNA binding; zinc ion binding; DNA-binding transcription factor activity, RNA polymerase II-specific. The coding region runs from base 301 to 3744 and encodes 1147 amino acids.